AUGUGUACUGCAGUGAAAACAAAAGACAUCGAUGCCGUUGAAGGUAAAUCCGUCUCCCUGCCCUGUCCGAUCAGUGCGCCGUUGAGUGACGUUUACAUGGUCUUAUGGUUUCGCGAUAAUGCUGGUAUACCAUUGUACAGCUUUGAUGUACGCGAUAAAGUGAAUAACGACCAACCGCGGCAUUGGUCAGCGCCGGAGGUGUUCGGUUCUCGUGCCAAAUUUCACUUCGAUUCACAGCCGGCAACAUUGGAAAUUAAGGAUAUCAAACGACAUGACCAAGGUGUCUACCGUUGCCGCAUCGACUUCCGUACAAGUCAAACACAAAGCUUCCGCUUCAAUCUCACUGUAAUAAUACUUCCUGAACAACCAAUCAUAUUGGAUCGUUGGGGGCGACAAUUGAAUGGCACGCUGCUGGGUCCCAAGCAGGAAGGUGAUGAUAUUGUUAUCACGUGUCGUGUGGUGGGAGGUCGGCCACAACCUCAAGUACGCUGGCUCGUGAAUGGACUACUUGUCGACAAUCAAUACGAACACAAUUCCGGCGAUGUUAUCGAGAAUAGGCUACUUUGGCCGUCGGUUCAACGGACUGAUUUAAAUUCAGUUUUUACUUGUCAAGCAUUGAAUACACAAUUAGAUAAGCCUAAGGAGAAAAGCUUUUUGCUUGAUAUGCAUU
Molecule: messenger RNA, 670 nt
Organism: Ceratitis capitata (Mediterranean fruit fly)
Lineage: Eukaryota; Metazoa; Arthropoda; Insecta; Diptera; Tephritidae
Gene: side-II
Product: hemicentin-2-like
Source: RefSeq, a predicted model, not a curated record